UCUCCCUCACACAGGUCGGAAGUCCUUGUGCGGUGAAUGAUUUGAACAAUGUGGGACGUCUAUUUCUAUACUAAUAACGUCAGACCGUAUAUCACAGGAAUACCUGGAAUCUACACCGCGGCAAAACCUAAAUAAGCACAUCGCUGGAGAUGUAUUUUGUGAGAAGAUGGCAGAAAUACGCUCGGUUCUGUCGUCUCUGUUAAAUGGAUGCUGCGCUCUUCGUCGGCCGUGUUAUGUUAUGCCUCUGCAGAUUAUUCCACAGGUAAAAUUCAGGUGACAAAGAUGUAAAAGUAGAAUGCUACGAAAGUGUAGCUCUGCUCUUGCCUUUCUUUAUUAAAAGAAAAAGAAGAAACAGGUAGGGCGACAAUUCACUCUUUGUUCUUUAAUUAAUUAGCUCCAACCGCAAGCAAAGAGGAUGCUGCAGCAGAAGACCAGCCAUGGACAGGCCAUGCAUGCCACACCAGCAACACUUCACGUGCUUUGGCUUUACUCUUUGUGCAACCACAUAAGGGUGCCCCGAAUAGGAGUUAGCUGCACAACAAUCACUGACACACUGUCAUACAUUGACAAUCAGACUUCUACCGAGAAGGGUACCUAGAGUUCGCACCUCGUGUUCAUGAUGGCGUCAAGCAGCAGGGAGGAGCCUUGUACCUCACCCAUUGUGGCGGAUGCUACUUCAAUGGUGAGCAUGGAAGCCGAGAUGGUUGUGGCCACAGGCCGUGACCGUUGCCAUGAGUUGAAGGAUAUGCUCAACAGGGCAGAUCCGUCGACCAUGGUAGUGGUGAUGGCCUCAGGCAACCAGACUUCCACGCUAAAGCCUCGCUCGCCGGUCAUGGAUCCUCGGCUGCUAGCAGCGGCCUGCUCUGGCUCUUUCCAGGAUCUGGAAACACUUCUCAAUGGGGAUGACCAUCAAGCCUCGAGCGAACGGACCAUCGGAAGCUCGAUGAUGCAUCGAGCUUCUGGUGAUGAAGAAGCAUUUCUUAGGGAGUCCCUCCUCGAUGCGGUCACCAUUGGAGGCAACACUCUCCUCCAUGUGAUCGCCACCAAUGGUGAUCGCGAGGACUUCUUGAAUAAAGCUACCUUCAUCCACAUGAAGGCAAAAAACUUACUCUUCGUGCAGAACAAUAGGGGAGAUACACCCCUACAUUGUGCUGCACGAGCGGGGAACUCACAAAUGGUGUCUCUUCUCAUUGAUCUUACCAAAGGUCAAGAUAACAAUGUUAGCAGAGUGAAGGCACUACUGGAGACAGAAAACAAGCUCAAGGAGACAGCUUUGCACGAGGCUGUACGCUCAGGCAACAAUGAUAUGGUCAAGUUGUUCCUGGAGGAGGAUCCACAAUUGGCCAGUUUUCCCAAGGAUGGUACUUCUCCAUUGUAUCUAGCCAUCUUACUGUUAAAAAAAAUCACCGCAGAAACACUCUACGAGUCGAGCCGCGGGGUUAUUUCAUACUCUGGACCAAAUGGACAAAAUGCAUUGCAUGCUGCUGUUCUCCGAGACAAAGAUCUUACAAAAAUGUUGUUAGCAUGGAACAACGACCUUACAGUACAACAUGAUAAUAAUGGAAGUACACCUCUUCACUUAGCUGCAUCUGCACGUGUGCUAUGGGGAAAACAGCAACAAAGCAUAUGUUUGCUCCUACUGAAAGCCAAUCCAGAUGCAUUGUAUCAACCGGACAACAAUGGAUCAUUCCCCACACACGUGGCUGCAUCCGUCGACGACACAUAUGCCAUUAAUGCUUUUCUCCGGGAGUCGCCCAGUUGCGCUGGUCUAUGUGAUGCUAGGGGAAGGACAUUUCUUCAUGUUGCAGUUGACAAAAUGAAAAUAUGGACAGUCUGUUUUGCUAGCCUCACCCGAUCAUUAUCAUGGAUGUUGAAUAUGCAAGACAAUGAUGGCAAUACUGCCCUGCACCUAGCUGUCCAGACAGGGAGGCUCAGGAUAGUUUGUGCUCUGCUCGGGAAUAGACUAGUACACUUAAAUUUGACAAAUGAAAAAGGGGAGACUCCGUUAGAUAUUGCACGUGGCAAUUAUCCCAGAGAAGAACCAUAUUACUUCCAGAACAGUGAAGCAAAAAUAUAUCGCGCCCUAAAAUCUGCUGGUGCUAAAUGGGGUAUUUGUCGCCAGGAUUACCUUGAAGAAAACGAUAUUGCACUAACAAGAAAGGAUGAAGCUCAUAAAAUGGAUAAAGUGCAAGAGCAGACACAAACUCUAUGUAUUGGCUCCGUACUAAUUGCAACCGUGACAUUUGGUGCAAGCUUUGCCAUGCCUGGAGGUUAUAGAGCUGAUGAUCACACUAAUGGAGGCACACCAACACUUGCUGGAAGGUAUGCAUUUGAUGCAUUCACGUUGGUCAAUGCGCUUGCCUUUGCUUCUUCCAUCAUGGCUACAAUUUCUCUCAUGUUUUCUGGGUCUCCCAUAAUAAGCCCUCGAAGCCGGGAAAGGCACAUAGGAUAUGCCUAUGGCUUCGUGUUGGUCUCGGUUACAAACUUGGCAGUUGCCUUUGUACUUGGUACAUACGCAAUGCUAGCUCCAGUUGCUCAUAAGACUGCUAUUGCAGUAUGUCUCCUAAGUUCUACCAUACUGCUCUACCAAAAUUUGGAACUUGCAAUCAAGAAUAGUGUUCAGAUACCAGCAGUCAGCAUGAGAAAAUGGACAUUUCACGGGAUAGCCAUAGCCUUGAGAUUCCCACUGGCAGCACUUUCAUUCGUUGUCACUAUUCUAGUUAACCUUGGGCCCACAGUUGUCAUCCUUUGUUUGGCUGCAUGGAUAGAUCACAUCGGUGGCAACGUCGAACCAGUGGCACAGCCACCGACACCAUUAGCUUGAAGGGGAGACAUCUAUUACAUGUAUCAUUACUAUCUUUUGUAAGUGUGACUCUUUUCGCGCAGCCAAUUUGAGAUUUCCGACCUACUAUCACUAGAAUCAUGCUUCUUGGGAAACUUAAUGAAUCGUGUGUGUGGUCUGUUAUGCUUAGACCUUUCUUUGUUCAAGAUUGAGUUAAUGUGCUUGUACCAGUGUAAUGUAAACAAUGCUUCCUGUAUUUGUGUGCAACUGCAUAUUAUAUUCUCCGGAUG
Messenger RNA from Aegilops tauschii subsp. strangulata, 3072 nucleotides. RefSeq lists its product as uncharacterized. NCBI's taxonomy places the organism in Eukaryota, Viridiplantae, Streptophyta, Magnoliopsida, Poales, Poaceae. The record is from RefSeq and is a predicted model, not a curated record. Gene Ontology annotation, cellular component: plasma membrane. Gene Ontology annotation, molecular function: protein binding.